AUGAUGCCAAAGCUUGCUUUGAUAAAAGGAAGCUUUCUUUGGCGAUUCAAAUAUGUAUUCAUCGUCAUUGUUCUCACCGUAUUGCUGCUAGGCCUUUACUAUGUGCUUGGAUUGCUUUAUGAUCAGGCUUGGUAUUACUGGACACCUCAUAGCCCAUUUGAUAUCACUUACAAGUUGAAGGGCAAAAUUUCCUAUUGGCUUGUCUUUAGUCAAUUCGUUGGUAGUGUUUUGUCAAUCUUCAUUACUCCAUUUGCUAUCUAUUUUCCGAUGAGAAACGAUCGUUUAUCUCUUCCAGUUCGCUUACUAGCAGUGAACGAAGGUGUGGCUAGAGGAAUCUACUCCGUUGUCUACACGUGUGCGUGGGGAUGUGAUUAUAUCAAAAAAUUACCAAAUGGACAAAAAAUAUGUUCAUACCAGUUGGAUGACGCAUUUUCGACGGUGGCUGGGUAUGUACUUGAUAGCUCAAUGAUGAAAGAUGUAGUGCAUAACGUGGCUCAAUUUAGCCAACUUCUCAUCUCGCUCAGGCGAUGCUCACCGAUUCGGUCGAAGACAAGACCAACAACA
Messenger RNA from Mesorhabditis belari, 564 nucleotides. Lineage: Eukaryota; Metazoa; Nematoda; Chromadorea; Rhabditida; Rhabditidae. The record is from the annotation of a GenBank genome assembly.